This is a messenger RNA of Mangifera indica (mango), 2418 nucleotides long. Its product is annotated as pentatricopeptide repeat-containing protein At1g20300, mitochondrial-like. Gene Ontology annotation, molecular function: protein binding. NCBI's taxonomy places the organism in Eukaryota, Viridiplantae, Streptophyta, Magnoliopsida, Sapindales, Anacardiaceae. The record is from RefSeq and is a predicted model, not a curated record. The transcript has a single exon. Bases 122 to 1717 code for a protein of 531 amino acids.
CCCCAUAAUGCCCCUCUUUGAUAUUGCUUCCUCGUCAUUUUGCCCUUGUUAAGAAUUGCGGCCUGAAACAGGCUUCUAAAACCCUAAACCAUCGAAAGCGAGUGGCUGAGGUUGGCCAUUGAUGGCUUUAAUCAAAUCAAAGCUUCGUUUCCCGCGCUCUUUCUCUCAACACAUCUUCAAAGCUUCUUGCUUCUCCUCUUCUUCAACUUCACUUAAAGAUGACUCUGAUGAUGUAGACAGCUUUACUCAAAACGAACCAAACACUUCCUUAUCACCGGAAGAAACGCUAAUUGCCGACAAAUUCUACUCUUUAAUCAAAGAACACCACCGCAAAAACCCUAACAUUGAUCCCAACCCAACCCCACCAAGCCCCAGCUUCAUUAUCCCAUCUCUCUCCUUCGAUUUCUCUCAAAUCUCCACCGUUCACUCCAUAUCCCCUGCCAUCGUCCGGCACGUCAUCGAGAGAUCAUCUGGGCACCGCCAUGGCAUCCCCUUCCUCCAAAAUUUGUCUUUCUUUAACUGGGUCACUGGCCGGCCCGACUAUUUACACACCCCGGAGCCGUAUCACGAGAUGAUUAAUCUCGCUGGAAAGGUAAGGCAAUUCGAUUUGGCUUGGCAUUUUAUUAAUUUGAUGAAAUCAAGGAAUGUUGAAAUUACUGUCGAGACCUUCUCGAUUCUCAUUCGCCGAUAUGUGAGGGCCGGAUUGGCUGAUGAGGCAGUGCACGCGUUCAACCGCAUGGAGGAGUACGGUUGCGUGCCUGAUAAGAUUGCAUUUUCGAUUGUGAUUAGUAUUUUGUGUAGAAAAAGAAGAGCUAGUGAAGCUCAAUCGUUUUUUGAUAGCUUGAAGGAUAAGUUUGAGCCCGAUGUUAUAGUUUACACUAACUUAGUUCGUGGGUGGUGUCGAGCUGGUAAUAUUUUAGAGGCUGAGCGUGUAUUUGGAGUAAUGAAAAUGGCUGGGAUUAGUCCUAAUGUGUAUACCUACAGCAUUGUGAUUGAUGCGCUGUGUAGGUGUGGGCAAAUUACGCGUGCUCAUGAUGUUUUUGCAGAGAUGCUUGAUGUGGGUUGUGAGCCUAAUUCAAUUACAUUUAAUAAUCUAAUGCGGGUUCAUGUUAAGGGUGGUAGGACUGAGAAGGUUUUGCAGGUUUAUAAUCAGAUGAAGAGACUUGGUUGUGCUGCUGAUACCAUUACAUAUAAUUAUCUGAUAGAAAGUCAUUGUAAGGAUGAUAAUCUUGAUGAUGCUAUUAAGGUUCUUAAAACAAUGGCUAAGACAGGUUGUAGCCCCAAUGCUUCUACUUUCAAUACUAUAUUCAGAUGCAUUGCGAAGGUACCCGAUGUGAAUGGGGCUCAUCGGUUGUAUGCUAAGAUGAAGGAGUUGAAAUGUGAGCCCAACACUGUGACUUACAAUACUUUGAUGCAAAUGUUUGCUAACUCCAAAUCAAUUGACAUGGUUGUCAAAUUGAAGAAGGAAAUGGAUGAGAAUGGCAUAGAGCCUAAUGUGAAUACCUACCGGGUUUUAAUUUCGAUGUACUGUGAUAUGGGGCAUUGGAACAAUGCCUACAAGGCAUUUAAGGAGAUGAUUGAGGAGAAAUGCUUAAAACCAAGUCUGCCGGUUUAUGAAAUGGUUCUGAAACAACUGAGAGAGGCAGGGCAGAUAAAGAAGCAUGAGGAGUUAGUGGAGAAAAUGAUUGACAGGGGGUUUGUUGUUCGGCCCUUGUAAGACCAGCUACUUCUUCUGAACUCUUGAGCUAAACUAUGUAAACUUUGCUUCUUUUUUUUUCAAUUGAAUAAUGACACAAUCGGUUCUGCAAUAUUAAGUCACAGAUUUUUGGGUAGAAAUAUUUGCCAUAAUACAACUGACACGAAGUUUGUAUUGCCGGCCCAGUUUUUCUGAACUCUUGUUGUCGCUUAUGAAUAUUUGUUAAAAGCAGGCUUUGGAUAUGCAGACGUUUUCUUCUCCAGUUGGUUUUGAUUACAUCGUGACUUUUACUUGAUGCUUUAAACAUCAAUGAGGCAUAACAUUACCCCAUGGCUUUGGUUUCUGAUGAGAAUAUCUGCAGUUUCAAAUUUGGCCCCUGUCAAUAAACUGGGGAGAUGGGAUAACAGAGAUCCUUUCACUUUGACAAUUCUAACAUACUUGCAAUUCGCACACACAGUCAAAAGAAGACUGUUAGCAUUUUGUAACACAUGUCAUAAAUCUGUCAGCGGUUGUAUUGUUGAUUUGUCAGCCAUUUGUAACAGCCCUCAAGGUUGAAGGGAAGGGUAACACUAUAUGCUGGUGAUAAUUUCACUGUUUCCAAUUUUGAAAGUUGGGGCUAGUUGUGAAUGUUUGUUAAUCCGGAAUGUUAGAGCAAAUUGACCCAACUGUUAUGUUGAUGUAAUAUCAUUUAUUUACAUGAUAAAACCCUCUUUGAUGAUGAA